Molecule: messenger RNA, 834 nt
Organism: Endocarpon pusillum Z07020
Lineage: Eukaryota; Fungi; Ascomycota; Eurotiomycetes; Verrucariales; Verrucariaceae
Exons: 1
Coding region: 1-834 (277 amino acids)
Source: RefSeq, a predicted model, not a curated record
AUGGACUUUGUCUUGUUCGUCACCCUCGCAGCCCUGAUCACCUCGUCAGCCACGGCCGGACCAGUAUUAUCGGCACGACAGCAUGAGCCCCAGGGUCGGAUCGGUAGCGUUCUUGGUAAGGCCUACAGCGUCGAUUUCGACCGCUGGCCGUACGGGCGGUACUCGUCUGAGGCCGCUUCGGCAGACUUCGGCGACGUUUCCGGGUGGGACGCGGACAGGACCAUCAUCAGCGGCGGACGAUUAAGGGGGGAGCUUGAGCCGGGAAAGAUCGGCGGCGCUGGUGGCACAUUGGCGCGUAUUAACGUCGUCAGAGGCACCGAGUACGAGAUGCAGUACACGGUCAACUUCCACAGCCAAUUUCAGUGGAGCCGUGGCGGAAAACUAGGCUGGGGGUUUGGAAUUGGUGAUGGUGCGGGUGGUUGUACCAAAGCGGACGGCGACGGGGCCAGUCUGCGGCUCAUGUGGUACACAGACGACAAUGCAAGGACAUACUUCAGGCCCUAUCUGUACUAUGCGGCGAUGCCAGGCCGCUGCGGCGACUCUUUUGGCCUGCGCUAUCCUCCGAUGGAAGAAAGUCUGAAGGUAUCCACUAACUACGUCAUCUACAUGUAUGUGAGAAGCAAUACCGGCCAAAACAAAGACGGUUGGGCGGUAAUCAAGGUCAAUGGAGUCACUCUGCUAGACACUCCGGUCCAGUGGACAGACAACAAUGCAAAGAGGUCGAUAACAAACCUCGUGUUCCACAACUUCCGCGGAGGCAGUCAGGAUUACUGGGCUUCGGACCGAGUUGGCUAUAUUUACUAUGACAACUUCUCCGUUAAGAGGUUCGGCUGA